Molecule: messenger RNA, 4825 nt
Organism: Cyanistes caeruleus (blue tit)
Lineage: Eukaryota; Metazoa; Chordata; Aves; Passeriformes; Paridae
Gene: GPD2
Product: glycerol-3-phosphate dehydrogenase 2
Biological process (GO): glycerol-3-phosphate metabolic process
Cellular component (GO): mitochondrion
Molecular function (GO): calcium ion binding; glycerol-3-phosphate dehydrogenase (quinone) activity
Source: RefSeq, a predicted model, not a curated record
GUGGUGAAGUGCCACCCUGCUUUCGAGUCCUGUCCCUGUCGGUGCUGCUGCUUCUCGCGGAGGGCCCUGCUCUGCUGCCCGGCACCGCUCCCUCACCGCCCGGGUAAAAAAUGGCAUUUCAGAAGGCAGUGAAAGGAACUGCUCUCAUUGGAGGAGGUGCCAUAGCAACAGUUUUUGGCCUCUCUCAAUUUUCUCAGUAUAGAAACAAACACGGUGCCUUGGUGCAGGUUCAAGCUGCAGAAGGUGCUCCAGUAAGGAAGGACCAUCUCCCCACGAGAGAGCAGCAGAUUCUGGCCCUGCAGACCAGCGGGGAAUUCGAUGUCCUCGUCAUCGGCGGGGGAGCCACGGGCUGUGGCUGUGCCCUGGACGCAGCCACCAGAGGACUAAAAACAGCCCUUCUAGAAAGAGAUGAUUUCUCAUCGGGGACCAGCAGCAGGAGCACUAAAUUGAUCCAUGGUGGAGUGAGGUAUCUCCAGAAGGCCAUCAUGAACUUGGAUUUCGAGCAGUACAGGAUGGUGAAGGAGGCACUGGAGGAGCGUGCACAUCUGCUGCAGAGCGCGCCCCACCUCUCGGCCCCGCUGCCCAUCAUGCUCCCCAUCUACAAGUGGUGGCAGUUGCCGUACUACUGGGUUGGGAUAAAGCUGUAUGACCUGGUGGCAGGCAGCCAGUGCCUGAAGAGCAGCUAUGUCCUCACCAAGUCCCGGGCCCUGGAGCUGUUCCCCAUGCUGCGCAGGGACAAGCUGGUCGGAGCCAUUGUCUACUAUGAUGGACAGCACAACGACGCCAGGAUGAACCUGGCCAUCGCCCUGACCGCCGCCCGCUACGGAGCCACCACCGCCAACUACGCCGAGGUGAGACACCUGCUCAAGAGCACCGACACGGCCAGCGGGCAGCCACGCGUCUGUGGGGUGCGCUGCAGGGAUGUCAUCACGGGGAAGGAGUUCGAUGUCAGAGCCAAGUGUGUUAUCAACGCCACGGGACCUUUCACAGACUCGGUCCGCAAAAUGGAUGAUCAGGAGGUGCCCAACAUCUGUCAGCCCAGUGCAGGCGUGCAUAUUGUGAUGCCUGGUUAUUACAGCCCUGACAACAUGGGGCUGCUGGACCCGGCCACCAGCGAUGGCAGGGUGAUCUUCUUCCUGCCCUGGGAGAAGAUGACGAUUGCAGGGACCACGGACAGCCCCACGGACGUCACCUCCCACCCCAUCCCCACGGAGGAGGACAUCAACUUCAUCCUGAGCGAAGUGCGCAACUACCUGGGCGCCGACGUGGAAGUGAGAAGAGGAGAUGUGCUGGCAGCCUGGAGUGGCAUCCGGCCCCUGGUCACCAACCCCGACUCCAAGGACACCCAGUCCAUCUCCCGGAACCACGUCGUGACCGUCAGCGACAGCGGCCUCAUCACCAUUGCAGGUGGGAAGUGGACAACGUACCGAGCCAUGGCGCGGGACACCAUCGACACAGCCAUCCGGGAGCACAGCCUGAAGGCAGGCUCCUGUGUCACCAUGGGGCUGCAGCUGGAGGGGGCUCAGGACUGGAGCCCCACGCUCUACAUCAGACUGGUGCAAGACUAUGGACUUGAGAGCGAGGUGGCUCAGCACCUGGCUUCCACCUACGGGGACAAGGCUUUUGAGGUGGCCAAAAUAGCCCAGGUGACGGGGAAGAGGUGGCCCAUCGUCGGGAAACGGCUGGUGUCGGAAUUCCCCUACAUUGAAGCUGAGGUGGUGUACGGGGUUAAGGAGUACGCCCGCACCGCCGUGGACAUCAUCUCCCGGCGCACCCGCCUGGCCUUCCUCAACGUGCAGGCUGCCCACGAGGCCCUGCCCAGGAUCGUGGACAUCAUGGGCAAGGAGCUCAACUGGUGUGAGCAGAAGAAGAAGGAAGAGCUUGAAACGGCUAAAACAUUUCUGUACUAUGAAAUGGGCUACAAAGUGAAAACAGAUCAGUUGACAGACAGGUCUGAGAUCUCUCUAGUGCCUUCAGACAUCGAGAGGUACAAGAAGCGCUUCCGCAUGUUUGACAAGGACAAGAAGGGCUUCAUCACCACCCUGGACGUGCAGCGUGUGCUGGAGAGCAUCAGCGUGCAGAUGGACGAGAACACCCUCCACGAGAUCCUCAACGAGGUGGAUCUCAACAAAAACGGGCAGGUGGAGCUCAACGAGUUCCUGCAGCUGAUGAGUGCCAUCCAGAAGGGCCGUGUGUCGGGGAGCAGGCUGGCCGUGCUGAUGAAGAGCGCCGAGGAGAACCUGCGGCGCCGCCAGGCCAUCCCGGUGGACCGCAGCGGAGGGGGGCUCUGAGCCCGGGCUGCCAGAACAUUCCAGGGCUCCUGAUCCCCCUGGCUGGCUCAGUGCAGCUCUCCCAAGAGACUUUGGUGCAUUUGUGGUUGUCGUGAAUGAUUCCCUCCCCGCUCCGGUGGCGCAGUCCCAGCGUGGCGCGGGGCUCGGGCACACGCUCCUGGCCCGGUUUGUGUUCAGAGCACACGGUGCUCAGAGGGAACCCUGCCCUUAAACACGCUGACUUCUGCAAACACAACAUCUCAAGCUGCUUCUGCCUCUUCAGCCAGGAGCAGGAGAGGGAAAGCUGUAGUGGAGACACCAUCCCAAAGGAGCAAACCCUGCACUUCCUGAGGUUGGGGUGGUGGAGACCUGUCCUGAGCCUUCCACGGGUGAUAGGCUUGCCCUGUUUGUCCAGUGGUGCCAGUAUGGGGCCACCCAGAAAUUCCAGCUGCAAAAAAACACCUGGAUUAAUCACCCGAGGUAAUUCUGUAGCUGAAAGCUGCAACAGCUUCCUUUCUUCCCUGUUAACACAAAUAAACUGCCUCUAAUAAAUGGCAUUGUCUACAGGUGGUGCUUUGUGCAGUGAAAUAAAGGCAAAAGGUGUUUUAUGCUAAAAAGUGUUUCACAUUUGGGGCAAACCCUGAUGCUCUGUAGGAUGGGGCAAGUUUUGGUAGCACAGCAGUCUUAAAUGUUAAUUAAAAAUGCUCAAACACAAUGAAAAAAACAAGGUGCGUGUCUUGCAUCCUACUAACUUUUCUAGAGAAAAUGGCUGGUUUUCAGCAGGUUAAAUGAAAAACCCAAACAUGGGGCCCUCACUGGAGCUGUGUCCAGCUGUACCUGCCUGUUGUCCUCCUGCUGCUGGGUUGGGCUGAGAUCAGCUGGGACAUUUCUUCCCCGUGUAGAACAAGGCAGGGAAACCUGGUUUACUGCUGGAUUUGGCAUCUGCUGGAUCCCCUGAGCAGAGCAAUUUCCACCUCAAACCAAGCUUCCCUUCCCAGGGGUCAGAAAUUCUGCUGAAGCAAAAUUUGAUGUGUUUAACUGAUAUCACCACACCCACUGAUGGAAAAUAACAGGGCAGGAGCAAACAGCAAGGAUUCCUUGGAUAUUUUAACAGGGAGAAUGGUUCCAGACACAAAGGGAGUGCUGGGAUGUAGCACCGUGAGUGCAGAUGCUGUGUUUGGCUGCAGAAACAGAACCCUUGAAAACAACAUCAAACAUUCAGGUGUUGAAGAGUAGUAGAUAAAAAAGAACUCACCUAAAAGGAUUCCUGAAAGGGUUCAGAUGGGUUUUGCAUGCUCAGUUGGAUUUUUGAUGCAGAUGUUGUUCAGGUUCUGGCUUUGAGCUUGGAGCAGGGGCUGAGGGACAGGAGUUGGCACAUCUGACAGCACAAGGGUGUUCUAAUGAGCAGAGGGGUUUGUUCCUGUGCUCCUGCAGGCUUUUCCUUUUGAGCUGUGUUCCAGAACGUUCAGGUGAAGGAUGGAGUGUUUGUGUUUCCAAGCCCACAGUAACAGAUUUCACAUGUCCUGCAGAAAGGAGGGAAAUGAAUGUGUAACACACAGUAAUUUUGGCUCAGUGAGCAAGGGAAGGGGUUCAGGAUCCUACUAUUAACAAAAGUUUAAGGGGAAAAUAAAAAAGCAAAAGUCAUGAGACAUUUUCUAGGCCACGUGAAGAAAAAAUAUUUCCAAUAUUGGACAAGUUUUUUGUAAAGAAAAAAUAUUUUCACUAUUGAACAGCUUUUGUACAGUUUAAAGAGAAAUUCUCCACUGCUCUCUAACUGGCAUUGUUCAAAUAAUAACCUGAAUUUAUGUGGGAAGCAGGGUUUCUGUGCUGUACCCCAAGUGUGCUCUUUGUUGUUUUGCUAACCCUGCACCUGGAAUGUGACUGUGGGGCUCUCCUGGCUGUGUGUGUCCCCAGCCAUGGAUCUCCUCUGUGUCCCCUCCUGCUCCCUGCACGGCACAGCCAGGCCUGCAGUGGCAGGGACAGCUGCAUGUGUCCCCCAGCAGCAGCUGAAUCUGCACAUGGAAAGCUCCAGGUGUUUCUUUACCCCCUCGUUCUGUCUGCAGGAGGGUUGGCUUUGCUGCCUGGGGUUUUUAUGUCAGUGUAUGAUGUCACUGUCUUGCCGUGCUCAUCUGGGAUGGAAAAGCUGCAAUGGGAUUAUUGCAUUUUUUAAUUUUUUUUUCCUUUUCUUUUGGUGAAAUGAAAGAUUUCUGGAUUUUCUGUGGGUAUUUUGUAUUUGAAAUAACCUGUCUGUGUGGGGAGGGGGGAUCCAUGCAGUGUCUGUACAAAUACCUGUAUGGACACACUGCAGGUUUGCACGUGGCACUUAGCUCUGUUGUCAGGUUCCUGUUGCAGCCUGGGCUGUUCAAUGCUGUAUUUGAGGCUGGGUUGUCAUUUUUGUAACUGUCUUGGUGUUUUCCUGCCAUUAUUUAUUACCUUUGAUAUCUGGAAUGAGCCGCAUGCGUUUAUUGAGCAAUAAGAGGAUGUAUUUAAUGUGCCUUGUUUUUAACUGAGUAAGGACUGAAAGCAUGAAUCAAUAAAACUGGUUAAAAACGCUC